AUGGACAAAAUAUACUCCAUUUUAGAAAACAGUGAGGAAUGUCAAUUUUCGAUUGAAAAUGUUAUAUUGUCUUGUAUUGAUUAUGAAUAUGUGCCCGAUGUCAAAACUAUUCGUGCGAAAUGGCUCGAAAAAUAUGGUGAAAAUAUGGAUAUAAGUUCUACCAACAAAAAAACCACAACUGUAAGUUUUAGAUUCACAAGUCAAAAUAUUUUGACUAAACACUGGUAUGAAAAUCGAAAAGUAAACAAAGAGGAAGAGAGACAAAGAAUCGUUGAGGCAGCAGCAAUAAUUAUUCGGGAAGACAUUCGCUCGCAGAUAAAUGAUACAAGUUCUUACCUAAUCACCCAAUGA
Molecule: messenger RNA, 351 nt
Organism: Macrosiphum euphorbiae (potato aphid)
Lineage: Eukaryota; Metazoa; Arthropoda; Insecta; Hemiptera; Aphididae
Source: the annotation of a GenBank genome assembly